Prosopis cineraria is the source of this 1938-nucleotide messenger RNA. Its product is annotated as beta-glucosidase 40-like. Bases 144 to 1691 code for a protein of 515 amino acids. The transcript is spliced from 14 exons. Gene Ontology annotation, biological process: carbohydrate metabolic process. NCBI's taxonomy places the organism in Eukaryota, Viridiplantae, Streptophyta, Magnoliopsida, Fabales, Fabaceae. The record is from RefSeq and is a predicted model, not a curated record. Gene Ontology annotation, molecular function: beta-glucosidase activity.
CUCUCCGUAUCGCCCCAACGAAUCUUCUUUAUAUGUACAGCUUUUGAGAAUCCCACCCUUCAAAACAAACACGUACCAGUCUCUCUCUCUUCCCCCCCAACCUCUCUCUUUCUGAGGAGGAGGAAGAAGAAGAACAAGAAGCCAUGGUUGUGAUGAGAAAAGACAUUGUUACAGGGUUGACAAUAGCGAUAAUGGUGGUGGCGGCAUGUGAGAUUGAGAUAUGCAUGUCAGAUUCAACCAACACCACAAUGAUUAACAGAGGAAGUUUCCCCAAGGGUUUUGUUUUCGGCACUGCCUCUUCUGCUUUCCAGUAUGAAGGAGCUGUGAAGGAAGAUGGAAGGGGUCCAUCAGUAUGGGAUACAUUUUCACAUACUUUUGGCAAGGUACUAGAUUUCAGCAAUGCCGAUGUUGCUACAGAUCAAUACCACCGUUAUGAAGAAGAUAUACAGCUCAUGAAGGAUAUGGGAAUGGAUGCCUAUAGGUUUUCCAUUUCUUGGACUCGGAUUUAUCCCAAUGGAACUGGGCAAAUCAAUCAGGCAGGGGUUGAUCAUUACAAUAAGCUCAUCAAUGCUUUACUGGCCAAAGGGAUUGAACCAUACGUGACCAUCUAUCACUGGGAUCUUCCACAAGCCUUAGAAGACAAGUACAACGGAUGGCUUAGCCCUCAAAUCAUAAAGGACUUUGCAACUUAUGCUGAUACAUGCUUUGAGAAAUUUGGGGACAGGGUGAAGCACUGGAUCACAUUCAACGAGCCCCAUACAUUUACUACACAAGGUUAUGAUGUUGGUCUCCAAGCACCUGGACGCUGCUCUAUUCUCCUUCACCUAUUUUGCAGGGCUGGCAACUCUGCGACUGAACCUUACAUUGCUGCUCACAACGUCCUUCGUUCUCACGCAACAGUAGCAGAUAUUUAUAGGAAAAAAUACAAGAGUACACAAGGUGGAUCACUUGGGAUAGCGUUUGAUGUCAUUUGGUACGUGCCAGCAACAUACUCCAAAGAAGACAUUGAAGCAACUCAAAGAGCUCAGGAUUUUCAGCUUGGCUGGUUUCUUGAUCCUCUAAUGUUUGGAGAUUAUCCAAGCUCAAUGAGAAGUAGAGUAGGAAGCAGGCUGCCAAAGUUUACUCAAUCUGAGGUUGCUCUUCUUAAGGGUUCAUUAGAUUUUGUGGGAAUUAAUCAUUACACUACGUUUUAUGCAAGAAACAAUGCUACUAAUUUAAUUGGAGACCUACUCCAUGAUUCCAUUGCUGACUCUGGAGCCAUCACCUUGCCAUUCAAUGGUACCAAAACUAUUGGAGAAAGGGCAAAUUCUAUAUGGUUGUAUUUAGUGCCACAAGGCAUGAGAAGCUUAAUGAAUUACAUCAAACAAAAGUAUGGGAACCCUCCUGUGUUCAUCACUGAAAAUGGGAUGGAUGAUCCAAAUAGCCCAUUUACCUCCAUUAAGGAUGCCCUGAAGGAUGAGAAAAGGAUUAGAUACCACAGUGGCUAUUUGUCCAGCUUACAAGCAUCCGUCGCUGAAGAUGGGUGCAAUGUGAAAGGGUACUUUGUAUGGUCCCUACUGGAUAACUGGGAGUGGGCUGCUGGAUACACUUCCAGAUUUGGUCUCUACUUUGUUGAUUACAAAGACAAGCGGAAGAGAUAUCCCAAACAGUCUGUACAAUGGUUCAAGAACUUCCUGAAAUCAGCCCAUUAACAAUACAGCUAAUAUAUCAGAACAGGGGGAUUUACACAUAUACAGUGAAGGUUUAUUGUUGAUUGCAGAGUAAAAAAAUUAAAUUUAUUUUCAAUUAGAAGGGAUUAUGAUGAUUAUGAUGUUUAGACAGAAUGUAAAAUCAUGUCAUUGUUUAUAAUUAGACGCUGCUUCUGCAGUUAUGGGUGUCUUAAAAAAUAGUGUGAUGAUGUUCCUUCAAUUAUCAUUUUUUAGAAGAUUUUAUGAGUCA